Messenger RNA from Notolabrus celidotus (New Zealand spotty), 1947 nucleotides. It is a transcript of the gene cnih1, whose product is annotated as cornichon family AMPA receptor auxiliary protein 1. The transcript has 5 exons. Gene Ontology annotation, biological process: vesicle-mediated transport. Bases 172 to 606 code for a protein of 144 amino acids. Lineage: Eukaryota; Metazoa; Chordata; Actinopteri; Labriformes; Labridae. The record is from RefSeq and is a predicted model, not a curated record.
GCAGUAAUGCAACAACAUGGCUGCCACCCGGAUGAACACCGACUGAAGAAGAAGAAGACACCCUGAAAACCUCAAAUCAGUUGCGGACGAAGCUGCCUGCAUCAUCCGCUGCCUGAGCCAGGACCAGGACCGGAACAGGACCCGAGCAGGACCCGAGCAGCCGGAGAGAAAAUGGCGUUCACAUUCGCGGCCUUUUGUUACAUGCUCGCUCUGCUGCUCACCGCGGCGCUCAUCUUCUUCGCCAUCUGGCAUAUAAUAGCAUUUGAUGAGCUGAAGACUGAUUACAAGAAUCCUAUAGAUCAGUGUAACACUUUAAAUCCGCUGGUUCUCCCAGAGUAUCUCAUCCACUUCUUCUUCUGCGUGAUGUUCUUCUGUGCAGCCGAGUGGCUCACCCUCUGUCUCAACCUGCCGCUGCUGGCUUAUCAUGUCUGGAGGUAUAUGAGCAGACCUGUGAUGAGCUGUCCAGGACUCUACGACCCGACGACCAUCAUGAACGCCGACAUCCUGGCGUUCUGUCAAAAAGAGGGCUGGUGCAAACUGGCUUUCUACCUCCUGUCGUUCUUCUACUAUCUCUACGGGAUGAUCUACGUUCUGGUGAGCUCUUAGGCCGGGCGGUGACGGAGGAGGACCUGCAUGUACAGUAGACGACCAGACACUAUGAUCUUAGUGCUGGAACGCUGGAACACUGGACCUGCUGGAGAAGACCACCAUUCAGCAACACUAGACGCCAUUUCUAGCGGACGAACUCUCGACCCCCCCCAAACACAGCGCAGAGUGUCAUUUCGGAAACAUUUAGCCUCGGUCUCGGCGUUCCUCUCAUAGCACUAUAGUUCAAAAUUUUAUGGAACAUGAAGACAAACCUGAACGGACGUGUUUUUUUUUUUUCCUGUUUUUAUUUUACAUUUUGUGGUGAUUUAUAAAGUUUUGGGAUUGAAAUAAAGUUUUUUCCAUCUUGGUUCCAAACUUCUGAGUGUUUACAGGUUAGGUGAGACUUUUUCAGGUGUGCAUUAUUAUCUGUGAGGAUCUGAGCUGAGUGCAUUAGAUUUAGAUUCUUUUGCUUUAACGGCCGAUUUCUACCCGCUACAUGAUUCAUUAUCAGUCAAAGAAAAUGCAAACUCGACGCCUGCUUUUCGCCCUCAGGUGCAUGAAGGUCUUAAUGUGAGCAUCUUUUUGGGAUUUGGAGGUACAGGUGUGUUCAGUGAGGGCUGAAGCCGUGGGUUAUUAUCACUUAGUGAAGCAUUGCACAGGGACAAUCAUCGCCCGGUUGUUACCACAUGUUUUCAGAUUAUCUGUUGGGUUUCUUUCCAAACUUCAGACCUUUUUAUCAUCACGUUGAAGUCAUGUAACCCUGUUAGAAACAUCAGUGGCAGUAUGUGUUUUCUGAAGUGUGAAUCCAGAGUAGACAGCGACGUGUGUGUGACCUGUGUUUCUGUAGAACCGCCCUCGCAGCUAUGAAAAGGUAGACUCAACAGUAAAUAUUUUGAAGCGAUAAAUGCUUAAUUUUCUGCUUUCUGCUGAGCUUUGGUAGGAAACUGCUGACGUGCCAUACUGUUGAUUGUACCUUUUUUUUUUAAAUUCCUCAGUGUGUUUUUGUCUCGUUCAUUUCAUCACCAAAUAUUCCACAGCGUUAGGAACUCCAGUGUUUUUAUUUAUUCUGUGUUUACUUUGACUUUAUAAAUGUCUCCAGGAUAUCAAGCACUCCUCGCAGCGCGGGGUCGUUUCCAGAAUCAAAUCUGGAAGCAGAUUCUUUUUGUUGAGGCCGUUUAGACGAAAUUCAGAGUAUUUAUCGCCAUUUCUUCAAAUGUGUGAAUUCAUCAGGGAAAGGGAGAUCAUUUGUCAAGGGUAAACUUUAAUUUUGAUGUAUUAGAUCCCUUAAUGUCACAUCUAGGAAACGACAUCUUGAGUUUAUUUGAAUCUAAAUAAAAAAUAUCCCACUCUGUUACUGUG